AUUGACUCCACUUUCCUCUCCAUCAUUCACACCUCUAAUUUCUUUACAAUUCUUCUCCAUCACUCCUCCAUUUCUUCUCCAUAUAAGGCAGAUGAGCUCUUUGCAAACUUAGAAACACAAAAUUUUUUUUUAAAAAAAAAAAACAUUGCCCACUUUUUUUUAUUCUUCUUCUUCUUCACAUCUCCAAGCAAAAAUCCCUCCAAGAAAAAAAAACGAUGAAGAAGAGACAACAAAACAGCUAUUCAGAGAUGAAGAACCAUCGCCACUUGUUCUCAGAGAAGCCCUGGUUCAUUGUUUUUCUCGUCGUUGCCUCUUUCACCGCCGGUCUACUCGUCGCCGGCAGCAUUGCAGGAUCGUCGACGUCGUCCCAGCCCUUCUUGUGCUCCUUAAGCGGCACAGAUAAAUCACCGGAGACGGACAAGUGUGCUACCACCCGGACACAGCUUGAAGCCGUUCUUCAUUACGCGACGUCACGUGUGGUCCCACAGCAAUCACGUGCCGAAAUCAGUCUUUCUUUCGAUGUCCUAAAAGCUCUGGCUCCCUGCAAUUUACUCGUCUUCGGAAUGGGCCACGAUUCCCUAAUGUGGACCGCACUAAAUCCACGUGGCACCACUAUAUUCCUAGAAGAAGAUCCAAAGUGGGUCCAUAAAGUUCUCCAACGCGCUCCAAAUCUACGCGCCUACGUAGUCAAGUACCAAACGCAACUACAAGAAGCAGACAAGCUUCUCACUUUUUACAAGCGAGAGAAGGAUUGCAUGCCGCCGGACGUUCGCCUGAAGGGCAACACACGGUGCAAGUUAGCACUGAGCAUGUUACCGAACGAGGUAUUGGAUAAAGAAUGGGAUGUGAUUAUGCUAGACGCGCCACGAGGGUAUUUUGCACAAGCACCAGGGAGGAUGGGAGCGAUAUUCUCAGCGGCAGUGAUGGCGCGUGCCAGGACUCGUCCAGGUGUGACUCAUGUCUACCUGCAUGACGUGGAUAGGAGGGUGGAGAAGGUUUAUGCAAAGGAGUUUCUGUGCAAGAAGUAUUUGGUGAAGGGCGUGGGGAGGCUUUGGCAUUUUGAGAUACCAUCUCUUGCUAAUAGGAACAGCAGCGAUGAUUAUUCUAGUUUUUGCUAAAUUUAGAGAAAUUUUUGUUUAUUUUAGUAAUCAAUUUGCAUUUUUUUUUAUUAAGGGGAAAUUCCUACCAAUAGGAUAUUAGAUAGACUUAUGAUUGUUUAAUUUAGUUAAAAAACAUACGUUGGCUUCGAUGAUUAGGGCUGAAAUUCGAGGAUUCUAUAGUAUCAAGAGAUUGAACUACAUUGGUAAUAUACAUAUAUGUUGUGAAAAUUUCACAAGCUAAUGAUUU
Messenger RNA from Manihot esculenta (cassava), 1347 nucleotides. Its product is annotated as probable methyltransferase At1g27930. NCBI's taxonomy places the organism in Eukaryota, Viridiplantae, Streptophyta, Magnoliopsida, Malpighiales, Euphorbiaceae. The transcript has a single exon. Bases 216 to 1118 code for a protein of 300 amino acids. The record is from RefSeq and is a predicted model, not a curated record. Gene Ontology annotation, biological process: xylan biosynthetic process.